UCACAUCGCCAAACGAUAAUCAACCAUAAUGCAGCUGUUCUGUGGAGUUUUGGUGCUCGGACUUCUGGGCUUGAGUCUGGCGGCGCCGCAUGGACAUGGACAUGCGACCAGCUACAGCGUGCUGACUAAGCACGAGGAGCCAGCGCACAAGAGCUACGGACAUGGACACAUUGAUCACGGCUAUGGCGGCUAUGGAUAUGAUGGCUUGGGCUUAGGCUACGCCAGCUAUGACCAUGGCUACGAUAAACACGAGCCAUAUCAUUAUCCCAAGUACCACUUUGACUAUGGUGUCAAGGAUGCGCACACGGGCGAUCAGAAGAGCCAGUGGGAGUCACGCGAUGGCGAUAAGGUGCACGGUAGCUAUUCCUUGAAGGAAGCAGAUGGCACGACGCGUGUUGUGGAGUACACCGCCGAUGAUCACAAUGGCUUCAAUGCGGUGGUCAAGAAACUGGGACAUGCCCAUCACCCACAGGUUUACAAGAGCUACGGACAUGGUGAUGUUUAUGGUGCCGGCUACGGACACGAUGUCGCCCACUAUGGUGGCUACGAUCAUGGAUACGGACAUGGACAUGGACAUGCCAGCAGCUAUGUGAGUGUAAAGCAGCUCCAUUAAGAACCUGAUGCCAACAGCUAAUGCCGACAGGAAGAAUUAAUGAGUGGAAUAUAUGAACACAGACCGAUCUGAACGUAAUUAUAACAUAAUACCGAUGCAUACCUAACAGAAGACCAAAUAAGCUCU
Drosophila montana is the source of this 739-nucleotide messenger RNA. It is a transcript of the gene Cpr76Bb, whose product is annotated as Cuticular protein 76Bb. The coding region runs from base 29 to 613 and encodes 194 amino acids. Gene Ontology annotation, cellular component: extracellular matrix. The transcript has a single exon. The record is from RefSeq and is a predicted model, not a curated record. NCBI's taxonomy places the organism in Eukaryota, Metazoa, Arthropoda, Insecta, Diptera, Drosophilidae.